This is a messenger RNA of Dracunculus medinensis (Guinea worm), 522 nucleotides long. The record is from the annotation of a GenBank genome assembly. Lineage: Eukaryota; Metazoa; Nematoda; Chromadorea; Rhabditida; Dracunculidae.
AUGUCACGUAAUCGACACGCUGAUGAUAUUUUGAAUAUAAACGUUGGCGGAAAACGCUAUACAGUUCGACGAACCGAUUUACUCGCAGAUCCAAGAAGUAAACUUGCUGAAUGGUUCAAACCUGGAACACUCAAACCAAUUGCGACCGAUAAAGGAGGAAACUAUUACAUGGACAGAGACCCAAAAACUUUUCGCCAUAUUUUAGAAUACCUUCGAUUAAAAAAGGAAAAAUUCGUGCCAUCACUUGCAUUACCAUCGAAACCUGACGAUUUAGCUCGACUUGUUGGUGAAUGCGAAGCAUUAAAUUUAAUGGAAUUAAAAAAUAUGGCAAUCGAUGUGCUGCAAAAAUAUCAGCGAACUGAAGAGCAGCAUUAUGUCACUUCCUAUGUACAAAUCGCUCUCCGAGAUAUUGAAGCAUGGCAGUUUGAACGCGAACAGGAUGUAAUGAUAAGGAAGAAAGGAGGAACGAGUCAAGAAGAAAUGAAUGCGUCGUCCGCUUAUGACGAUUGGGAUAAUAUGUGA